Molecule: messenger RNA, 518 nt
Organism: Closterium sp. Naga37s-1
Lineage: Eukaryota; Viridiplantae; Streptophyta; Zygnematophyceae; Desmidiales; Closteriaceae
Source: the annotation of a GenBank genome assembly
CAUAUCAGGUGCCUGCCUGAGCAACUCCCUCACCAAAGACGCCACGCCCGCCAAGCCAACCACAUCACGGUCGCCCAUUGAAUCGACACACCUUCGCGAGUCCUCCAGUUUGCCACACUCAUGCUCCAUUCCGCUGGAUACAGUGUUGCUAUUGUGUCACAAGGUCUCCCCCCCUCAACACGCCCCCCCUUUUCCCGUCCGAGCCACAAAAAUGAGGAUUCAGCGUGCCACUCGGGUGCGCCGGGGAAGACGCUAUCGGAUCCUUGGGCCGAUGAUCUGGGAUUGGGUCGAUGACAUCAUGCGAGAUUGGGGAUGCGUGGAGGGUGGGGAUGACGAGCAAACAAGUGCGGUGCAAGAUGCUUCGUCACAGCCCCCACACGCCCCCGACACACCGGUCGUGCUUCGGAGAACCCAAGCCACUGCGGUCGGCGACGAUACACCCACUCCCGAUUCGACACCACGGAAGCGACGCCGUACCGGCGAAACGUCCCGGCCGCUGGCGCAGCGCGCCAUAUUCG